AUUUUUUCAAAAAAAAAACUCGCCAUAUCUACUCUUCAUCAAGUCUACUACUGCUCGCGCUAACAAGCAACAACAUCUCAGCUUCCCUCUAUCUGUGGCUUUCUUGCCGAAGUAAUAAAGAGACGUUUCUAUUUGGGUGAGCAAUCACACAAUUCAUCCCGAAGCUUCAAGACUCUGUUUCCGAGACAGUGAAAAAUGGCUAUUAAAAACAGGAGCAUUAUUUGUUUCCUGUGCGCGGCGUCCGCGGCGCUGCUUUUCGCCGCUCCGUCUGAGUCGGCGAUAGGAGUGAACUGGGGUACCCUUUCCCUGCACAAGCUGCCGCCGCCGACGGUUGUGGAUCUCCUCAAGUACAACGGUAUUCGGAAGGUGAAACUGUUCGAAGCGGAUCCGGAUGUGCUCAGGGCGUUAAUGGGCAGUGGGAUUGAGGUCAUGGUUGGAAUCCCCAACGAGCUCCUUUCCCUCAUUGCAUCUUCCUCAUCUGCAGCUGAUUUGUGGGUUUCCCAGAAUGUGACCAGAUACAUGGUUAAAGGGGGUGUUAAUAUCAAGUAUGUUGCAGUUGGGAACGAACCUUUCCUCACAAGUUACUCUGGUCAAUACCAAUCUGACGUCCUUCCUGCUCUAUCAAACAUACAACAAUCUCUAGUCAAAACAAAUCUUGCAGGGUCCAUAAAGCUGGUUGUACCAUGCAACGCUGAUGCCUAUGAGUCUCCUUCUGUACCAUCACAAGGUACCUUCCGACCCGAACUGACCCAAAUAAUGACCCAACUUGUUUCUUUCCUAAACUCAAUCGGUUCGCCAUUCAUGGUCAACAUAUACCCAUUCCUCAGCCUCUAUGGAAACUCGGACUUCCCACAAGACUAUGCCUUUUUCGAAGGAACGACCCAUCAAGUGGUGGACGGUCCGAACGUAUACUUUAACGCGUUUGAUGGAAACUUUGAUACUUUAGUGUCAGCCCUCUCCAAAAUCGGGUACAGUCAGAUGCCUAUUGUCAUAGGAGAGGUAGGUUGGCCCACGGACGGAGCCGUCAGUGCCAACAUAACUGCUGCAAGAGCUUUCAACCAAGGGCUAGUGAACCAUGUACUUAGAAACCAAGGGACCCCUCUUAGGCCUGGGGCCCCUCCCAUGGAUGUUUACCUUUUUAGCCUCCUCGAUGAGGACGGGAAAAGCAUUCUUCCCGGAAACUUCGAGAGACACUGGGGAUUGUUCUCUUUCGACGGGCAGGCAAAGUAUAAACUGAACCUUGGAAACGGUUUGCUGAGGAACGCCAAAGAAGUAAGUUACCUUCCAUCCAGGUGGUGUGUGGCGAAACCAGAUAGAGACUUUUCAAUGGUGGAUAACCACUUUAGGACCGCGUGUAGCUUUGCGGAUUGCACGACCCUGGACUACGGCGGGUCCUGCAAUGGCAUUGGGCCAAAGGGAAACGUGUCUUAUGCAUUUAACAGUUACUAUCAGUUGCAAAAACAGAAUCCGGUGAGCUGUGAUUUUGAUGGGCUUGGGAUGGUCACUUUCUUGGAUCCUUCUAUUGGUGAGUGCCGGUUUCUUGUUGGAGUCACAGAUGGAAAAUCUUCAGGUCUGAACUUGCAUAGAAGUUGGGUAAUAACCGCAUUGAUGACGUUUGGGUGUUUCUUGUUUUCUGUGACUACCAUAUGAUUGGGGGGGUCCAUCUUUCCAGGAUCCUGAAAUAGGAAAGAUACUGCACAGUUGAUAGUAGUUAGAAGUGAGGUCCGGGUUAGUUUGUAAAAGCUUAUAUUUAUUGUUCAUGUAUCGAAUGGACUAGAUUAGUUGAUAUCUAUGGUCUGAUGAUGUACACAAGCUGGACUAUAGCAUGCAAGUAAAUUCAUGUAGAAUUAUGUAAUCCAAGAUCAAUGCGCAUGCAUAUUAGCUCAAUAUGCAUGCAUAUUUGUCUUUUAUUCUGAAGAA
Molecule: messenger RNA, 1920 nt
Organism: Cuscuta epithymum
Lineage: Eukaryota; Viridiplantae; Streptophyta; Magnoliopsida; Solanales; Convolvulaceae
Source: the annotation of a GenBank genome assembly